Molecule: messenger RNA, 1171 nt
Organism: Strigops habroptila (Kakapo)
Lineage: Eukaryota; Metazoa; Chordata; Aves; Psittaciformes; Psittacidae
Gene: CALCB
Product: calcitonin related polypeptide beta
Exons: 4
Coding region: 115-531 (138 amino acids)
Cellular component (GO): extracellular region
Molecular function (GO): calcitonin receptor binding; hormone activity
Source: RefSeq, a predicted model, not a curated record
GGCGGCAGGUAUAAAGCGGAGCGGCCGGGCGCAGAGUGGUAGCGCGGAUCGGCGGCACUACCGGCUUCCUGCCUCGCCACACUCCGCGCCGCACGGCCCCGCCGAGAGGAAAUCAUGGUUGUGCUGAAGAUUUCAUCUUUCCUUGCUGUUUAUGCCUUGGUGGUGUGCCAGAUGGAUAGCUUCCAGGCAGCCCCAGUCAGACCUGGCUUGGAGUCCAUAACAGAUCGAGUGACGCUCAGUGAUUACGAAGCUCGGAGGUUAUUAAAUGCGCUGGUGAAAGAGUUCAUACAGAUAACAGCGGAAGAGCUGGAGCAAGCCUCUGAAGGGAACAGCCUGGAUAGACCCAUUUCCAAACGCUGUGCCAGUCUGAGUACUUGUGUGCUGGGCAAACUGUCCCAAGAAUUGCACAAAUUGCAAACUUAUCCUCGCACUGACGUCGGGGCUGGAACUCCUGGCAAGAAACGAAAUGUGCUGAGUGACCUGGAACACGAACGCUAUGCAAAAUAUGGGGAACCCCUGGGAGACAACUAGACAUGCUUAUUUCUCCCCUUCUCCCUUUUUUUAACCUGAUGCAUGUGGAUCUAACUUUGAUUGCUAACUUUGCUAUGUUCUUUUGAUUCUGUUUUCGACAGAGAAUGUUUGAGAUGGACCUAAUGUUAGGAAGACAGGGAACAUAACAUGCAUACCAAGCUAGGGGAAAAAAGUAAAUAAAAAUGAACAGCACUUCCUUGACAUUUCAAAUGAUUUUCUUAGACCCUGAUUAAAAGAAAAUAAUCUAAACAAGGCUUGUCAUUUCUGGCUGCUAAAUGUACAAGUAGGCUCCUCUUUUGUGCUUGCCCAUGCAUUUGUUCAAUAAACCUAUUUUUCUAUAAGGAUUAGAUCUGCUUGGUUUAAUAACUUGUUUUAGAAUGUGAACUGUCUAGGUAAGGCUAGAAAAAACGUACACGUUCUUGUUUAAAUGCUCAAGAGAGGCAAUGCUAGUAAUUCUAGACAAUCUGGAAGAACUUAGAAAUUGAAAUUAUGUACAUACAUUCAUAGGUUCUAAUGUAGUCAGACAUGCAUGUAAUACUGUUAGUAAGGAUCCUGAGAAGCAAAGGAAUCAGGAAAGGCCCAUACAGAUUUGUUCAAGCAAACUAGAAAUGUAAACCUGUUUAAAACUGGGUUCUGAACA